Penicillium bovifimosum is the source of this 1608-nucleotide messenger RNA. Its product is annotated as cytochrome P450. NCBI's taxonomy places the organism in Eukaryota, Fungi, Ascomycota, Eurotiomycetes, Eurotiales, Aspergillaceae. The transcript is spliced from 4 exons. The record is from RefSeq and is a predicted model, not a curated record. Gene Ontology annotation, molecular function: iron ion binding; monooxygenase activity; oxidoreductase activity, acting on paired donors, with incorporation or reduction of molecular oxygen.
UUGCAUUCUUCCCACCUGGUCAAAGAGUACUGUAAUUAUUUGGAUAACACUCUCACCAUGACCGUCCAAACACUUGCAAUCGCCAUCAUCGUGGUGGUCUAUCUUGCGAUUCGGUAUUUCAACCGUACCGAUAUCCCCAAGAUCAAAGGUCUUCCUGAGAUUCCCGGUGUACCUAUCUUUGGCAACUUGUUGCAGUUGGGAGACCAGCAUGCCACGGUCGCUGCGAAAUGGGCGAAGAAAUUUGGCCCCGUUUUCCAAGUCCGCAUGGGAAAUAAGCGUAUUGUGUUUGCCAACAGCUUCGAGUCUGUUCGUCAACUGUGGAUCAAGGAUUCAUCAGCUUUGAUUUCCCGCCCAACAUUCCAUACCUUCCACAGCGUCGUUUCGAGCUCACAGGGCUUCACGAUUGGCACUUCCCCAUGGGACGAGUCCUGCAAGAAGCGCCGCAAGGCGGCAGCCACGGCCCUGAACCGACCAGCGGUGCAAUCGUACAUGCCGAUCAUUGACCUUGAGUCCAAUUCCAGCAUCAAAGAGCUAUACCGCGACAGCCAGAACGGCAAAUUGGACGUCAACCCUACUGCCUACUUUCAACGAUACGCGCUCAACACUAGUUUGACUCUCAACUAUGGGUUCCGUAUUGCGGGCAACGUGGAUGAUACCCUGCUGCACGAGAUUGUUGAUGUGGAGCGUGGAGUGUCCAACUUCCGCAGUACUUCCAACAACUGGCAGGAUUACAUCCCACUGUUGCGCAUCUUCCCCAAGAUGAACAACGAGGCCCAAGACUUCCGCGGUCGCCGUGAUAAAUACCUGACUUACCUGCUCGACGUGCUUAAGGAUCAAAUUGCCAAGGGCACCGAUAAGCCUUGCAUUACUGGUAACAUUCUGAAAGACCCUGAGGCCAAGUUGAAUGAUGCCGAGGUGAAAUCAAUCUGUUUGACUAUGGUCUCAGCUGGUCUUGAUACCGUUCCGGGGAACUUGAUUAUGGGAAUUGCCUAUCUGGCGUCUGAGGAUGGCCAAAGGAUCCAAGAGAAGGCCUACAAUGCGAUCAUGGAGGUUUAUCCGGACGGCGAUGCUUGGGAGAAGUGCUUGGUGGAGGAGAAGGUCCCCUACGUCACUGCCCUGGUCAAGGAAAUCCUGCGAUUCUGGACUGUCAUUCCUAUCUGUCUGCCACGCGAGAGUACGAAGGACAUUGAAUGGAAUGGAGCGACGAUUCCUGCUGGUACCACUUUCUUCAUGAAUGCCUGGGCUGCCGAUUAUGAUGAGGAGCACUUCAAGGAUGCCGACAAAUUCAUCCCAGAGCGUUAUCUGGGGCUCAAUGAGGGCUCUGGCACUCCUCAUUACGGAUACGGGGCGGGAUCCCGUAUGUGUGCUGGCUCACAUCUCGCAAAUCGUGAGCUGUUCACAGCUUUCAUCCGUCUCAUCACUGCCUUCCACAUGCACACGGCCAAAGAGGCGGCUGAUCGACCAAUUCUCAAUGCAAUUGAAUGCAAUUCCAUUCCUACUGCAUUGACUACCGAGCCAAAGCCCUUCAAGGUCGGGUUCAGCGCACGCAACCCUCAGAAGCUGGAACAAUGGAUUGCCGAGAGCGACGAACGCACCAAGGAUCUAUAA